GUAGUUACGGCCUUGUGUACUCUCGUGCUACUCUAGUUUCCAUUCCAUUUCCACCGCCACUCCCACCCAACCACAGUUCUAGUCUCCCCUGCAGCUGAAAUCGCCCCUCCUUAUUUAUUGUGGCCUACCUCUUGUCACCGCUGCUAGCUCUUCAUUUUGCACUCCAGACUACAAACAAGCUAGCUAGGAUCAACAACAACAACUCAAACAAUAAUCUGCCGCCCGCCAUGGAUCAGCAGCUGCACCUGCAGGGGACUAGUACUGCUACAACUGUUCCAUUGCAAGGUGACCCUGCUUCUGAUCACCACCCACAUCUCUCAAUCGACAUACCACCAGCUGCAGCAAGCAUGUCACCUGCACCGACACAAGCUGCUGCAGAUAUCACACCCACACCGACCACUUCGAUUUUGAGCACCAAAGCGAGCACACCUGCAGGUUCAUGUUCCAGCAGAAGCACCAGCGUUGCCCCAAAGCCGCAACGAUCGUCAUCCUUCAUGCUGAGGCAGACUGUCAAGAGCCUCUUGCCAGUGGGAAGCUUCAAGUCGUCAGUCAAGUUCUUCAACGCCAGAAUUUCGAGGACAUCGUCGCUCCCGGUGACCGAUGUCUCGCAGGAACAAGCCGAUAAAACUUCGACUACUCAUGCUGUUGAUAAAGCAGGUCACAUGUACCGGUCACAGUCGCUUCCCAUGAACAUGAAGAAAUUGAAUAAUGGAAAGAGCUUCAAGAGAAUGAAUUCACUCGGCGGUGUCUACCGCGUAGUUCCUUCGACACCAUCAGUCCCCGUGACAAGCAGCAAUGUCAUCCCAGAUAUAGUCCCAUCUGAACCAGGUGAUGAAGAUGGAGAGGACAUAGCAGAGGAAGAGGCAGUAUGCAGGAUCUGCAUGGUUGAGCUGUCAGAAGGGAGUGACACUCUGAAGCUGGAGUGUUCAUGCAAGGGCGAGCUCGCUCUAGCUCACAAGCACUGCGCCAUGAAGUGGUUCACCAUGAAAGGUACCAGGACAUGCGAGGUCUGCAAGGAAGAUGUUCAGAACCUCCCUGUCACCCUUGUUCGUGUUCAGAGCAUGCAGCAGCCUGAGCUUCAGACCAACCCUGCCAACGCAUCAAGAUACGAUCGCCUCAGGAUGUGGCAGGGAGCGCCAAUCCUUGUGAUCGUCAGCAUCCUCGCCUACUUCUGCUUCUUGGAACAGCUGCUGGUUGCCCGUGAUGGUAUUGCAGCGCUGGCAAUAUCGCUGCCCUUCUCAUGUAUCCUUGGCCUCUUCUCAUCCCUCACCACAACAAGCAUGGUGGCAAGGAGAUACGUGUGGAUCUAUGCGACAAUUCAGUUUCUGUUCGUCGUCUUCUUCACCCAUCUCUUCUACAGAUAUCUCCAUUUGCAAGCGGUGAUAUCAAUCAUCCUGGCCACGUUUGCCGGGUUCGGCGUAGGGAUGACCGGCAACUCCAUCAUCGUGGAGAUUAUACGGUGGAGGGCGGCGAGGGCGGCGGCGGCGCCGCCGGCUCAAACCCGUCAUCGUCGUCGUCGUCAUGGUCGCAGGCAACAACAGCCACCACCUGCACAACCAGCUGCUUCUUCAGCUGCCGUCGCCGACGUUGAGAACCCACCUGUAUAAUACUCAUCGAUCGUUACCUGAAAGGAAGGUUGGAGGCCUUGCAAACUGUAUAAAUUUAUUUCAAACUAGGAAGUUAAGUUAAUAAGUAGGCAUGGAGUUGAUUUUUUUGCUCAGGAUCGAUGCAUGGAUGCAUGUCAAUUUUAUACUAUAUUUUUUCAGUUCUUUUUAUUUUUUUUGGAGCUUGUGUGAAAGAAUCAGUCUUAGUAUAGUAUAUACUAGUAUAAAAUGUGUCCUGGUGUACAAAGUAUGUCAGACAUGUAUAUCUGCUUGAAAUCUUGUAUUAGUAUAAAACUCUUGAGAUGCUCUGCUCUUGGCUUGCUGAAAUUGUAAACCAUGCAUCCUCCAGAAAUUAAUCUUCAUCUUCAGAUA
This is a messenger RNA of Oryza sativa Japonica Group (Japanese rice), 1976 nucleotides long. RefSeq lists its product as uncharacterized. Gene Ontology annotation, molecular function: zinc ion binding. NCBI's taxonomy places the organism in Eukaryota, Viridiplantae, Streptophyta, Magnoliopsida, Poales, Poaceae. The record is from RefSeq and is a predicted model, not a curated record.